GUGGCGCAGUGCUGUCAGUUCUCUGCAAGCUUUGUAGACAUCAGCUGUUUGCAUCCAGAUAAGGCAGCAGCCGUGGAUAUGGCGUCUAGUGAUUAUUCCCAGAGUUCAUCCCAUGGAUAUGGGGCUUAUGGUGGACAGUCGGGUGGUGGUGGUGGCAGCUUUAACCAACCCCAGGGCCAGAGCUACGGCCAGCAGCCCUACAGUGGCUACAGCCAGAGCCCUGAACAGUCCUCAGCCUCUUACAACCAGGGCAGCUACAACUCCAGCUACGGGCAGUCUCAGUCAGGUGGAUAUGGCUCUCCGCCUCCGUCCCAGGGCUAUAAUCAGUCCAGUCAAGCCUACAACCAGCCUCCCCAGAGUGGCUACUCCCAGCAAUCCUCCUACCCCAGCUAUGGCCAGCAGCAGUCUGCUUCUCCUCCCUCUGCCCCCAGCUAUGGCAGCAGCUCCCAGUCAUCCAGUUAUGGAUCCCAGAGUGGCGGUUACGGGAGUAGCGGUGGACAGGGUGGAGGUUACAGCGGUGGCAGUGGUGGACAGGGUGGAGGUUACAGCAGCGGAGGCAGCUACGGCAGCAGCGGGCCUCAGAGCGGAGGCUAUGGUGGGAGCAGCGGCGGCCAGGGUGGAAGUUACGGGGGCAGCGGGGGACCGCCGCCAUCACAGCACGGGGGUUCGGCCUACAGCCAGACGCCAAACUACAGCUCGCCCCCACCACAGAGCUACGGACAGCAGAGCCAGUACGGUCAGGGAGGAGGCUAUGAUGCCCCGGACUCCCCCACAGGAGACAGUGGGGCAGGAGGCUUCAGGGGUUUGGACGGCGGGUUCGGUGGCCGAGGCCGCGGAGGCGGCCGGGGCUUUGGAGGCCGUGGAGGAGAUGGGGGGUUUGAGAGGGGAGGCCGUGGAGGACCCAGAGGACCAGGAGUCAUAGGCACGGCCGAUCGAGGAGGAUUCAAUAAGUUUGGUGGCCCCAGACCUGGAGGAGCUGGAGGGCCAAACUCAAUGCAAGAUCAGGAUAACUCUGACAACAACACCAUCUUCGUCCAGGGUCUGGGUGAUACCUACACCGUGGACGCAGUGGCUGACUACUUCAAGCAGAUUGGCAUCAUCAAGAUCAAUAAGAAGACAGGCUUGCCCAUGAUAAACCUCUACACAGACCGCGACAGCGGCAAGCUGAAAGGAGAAGCCACCGUCUCCUUCGAUGACCCGCCCUCAGCCAAGGCAGCCAUUGACUGGUUUGAUGGGAAAGACUUUAACGGGAACCGCAUAAAGGUGUCCUUUGCCACCCGGCGGUCAGAGUUUGGACGCGGUGGAGGAGGAAGCCUGAGAGGUGGUCGAGGCAGAGGGGUCCUUGUGCAGCACGAUAUUGGGGGUCAGUCCCCGCAGAGUGCGGAGUCUCGUGCAGAGCGUGUGCUGUCCCCUCCUGCAGGGCCCAUGGGCCGGGGAGGAUUUGGAGGUGGUCGAGGAGGAGGAUUCCCAGGCAACAAUGGAGGAGGAGGAGGAGGAGGAGGAGGAGGAGGCGGCGGCGGUGGUGGUGGUGGGCAGCAGAGAGCUGGAGACUGGAAGUGCUCCAAUCCGACUUGUGGGAACCUGAACUUCUCCUGGAGGAAUGAGUGCAACCAGUGCAAAGGCCCUAAACCAGAGGGAGCUGGAGGGAUGUCACCCUUGGGAGGAGGAGGAGGAGGAGGGGGCUUCGGGGGAGACAGAGGGGGCAGGGGUGGCUUUGAUCGCGGAGGAUUCCGAGGUCGUGGGGGAGACCGCGGGGGAUUCAGAGGGCGCGGUGGGGACCGUGGAGGCUUCGGCCCAGGAAAAAUGGAUGGAAGGUCAGACCACCGGCACGACCGCAGGGACCGUCCCUACUAAACUGGAACCUGGAUCCGAACCUUCACUCCUGCACCAGUUGCCACUCCUCAACCUCAUCUUGGGACCAGCAAUGACUCUUCCUCCCCUUUUAUAUACAGUGUUUUCAAGUUCUUGCUUUGAAUGUGUUCAUGUCCUGUGUGGGGAAUCAGGACCUACUUUUUGGAUCAUGUGACACAUACAGACACACACACACACACACACACACACACACACACACACACACACACACACACCAAUUUACUCACAUAUUCUUCUAUUUAUCUCCGAGGAUAGUGUUACUUUGACCUGCAUCCAUGUGUUCAAGUGUUUGUGUUACUUUAAUCUCUCUUGUUAGUGUUUGUUGGGUUUAAUAUUUUGGUAUACAGAAUGUGUUACAGAACUAAAAGAAACUACACUAA
Alosa sapidissima (American shad) is the source of this 2252-nucleotide messenger RNA. RefSeq names its product FUS RNA binding protein (gene fus). The transcript has 15 exons. Gene Ontology annotation, cellular component: nucleus. Gene Ontology annotation, biological process: regulation of DNA-templated transcription. Gene Ontology annotation, molecular function: transcription coregulator activity; RNA binding. The record is from RefSeq and is a predicted model, not a curated record. Bases 79 to 1854 code for a protein of 591 amino acids. Lineage: Eukaryota; Metazoa; Chordata; Actinopteri; Clupeiformes; Clupeidae.